Apis laboriosa (Himalayan honeybee) is the source of this 3810-nucleotide messenger RNA. RefSeq names its product zinc transporter ZIP13 homolog (gene Zip99C). The record is from RefSeq and is a predicted model, not a curated record. Gene Ontology annotation, cellular component: membrane. Bases 1019 to 2347 code for a protein of 442 amino acids. NCBI's taxonomy places the organism in Eukaryota, Metazoa, Arthropoda, Insecta, Hymenoptera, Apidae. Gene Ontology annotation, molecular function: zinc ion transmembrane transporter activity. The transcript has 5 exons. Gene Ontology annotation, biological process: zinc ion transmembrane transport; intracellular zinc ion homeostasis.
AUUGUGACGAAUGGGUGUUAUUAUACAUUAUUUGUUAAUUAACAAAACAAGAUAAAUAUAAAACAAAAUAGAAUAACAAUAUUGCAAUUCUAAUUGUAAAUUAGUGGUAUGACACGCUUGUUGUAUUCUUACACCACGAAUUCGAAGAAACAUAACCAAAAAUAUACGAACUGAAAACAUAUAUUGUGUGUCAUUGUGUAAUCGUGUUUAUCAGUAGUGGCGGUAAAAGUGAUUAUUCCAUUUCGUCAGUGAUUAUACAAAUUUUUCUGAAGUUCAAAAUAUUUUCAUUAAAAAUAUAAAAAAAAUAGAAUUACAAAAAUACAAAAAAAAGAAUUUUUUUUUCUGGUAAUAUUUUAAAAACUUUAUUUUUUUUUUCUAUCCUUAUUUCGGUGGUAUGAAAUAUUAUAGCGAAAAAUACGAAUUAAAUAAGCGAAAAGAGUUAUACAGUGAAAAAACAAAAUCAAGAUAAAAGAAAAAAACGCAAGAAACAGUGAGAUCUUCUAAGAGUGAAACAAUCACAUAAACAAUUAUCCUGAUAUUUAUCAUUGACAGUUCUUAUCCCCCGCAUUGCGGCGGAAAAUAGCAGAAGGCUUGAUUUGAUCGACAAGAUCGACGACAGUAGUAGAGGCGGCGACCGCCUGAUUUGUAGCGUCCGUACUCAGUCCUCAGUGUAGGCUAGUCGGGCGCUUGGUAGUCGUUGUCUCGACAAAAUCUUCCAGUUUAUUUUCUUGAUAAAUCUUCUUCUCAAAGAAAUUUCAUUGUUUGAAAGAUUUUAUAUUCAUUAGUGUUAUUUAUUGACUAUUAAUCAGUGUAAAAAUAUAAUUAUUUUCUUAAAAGUAUUAUUGAGAGAGGUUAUCUUUGAAUAAACAAACUAUAAAGAAAAUUUAUUGUGAUUUGUUUAUUAUAUUUCGUUUACGACGAUUUUGAAUCAAGUAAUUAAGACAGAACUAAAGAAUUAAAAAGAUCAAUAAAAUUUAAAGAAUUUUGACAAACGAAAUAUUUGAUUCACGACAUAAACAUGGCGGCAAACAUGUGUAUACAACAAAAUUGUACCGACUCGACCGGAUUUCUGUAUGAAAUGAUUACACAAGAAAUGUGGAUACCAUGGCAAACUACAGUAGAAUAUUUCGAUUAUACAUGGCUGUUUUCUUUACUUGGAAGUACUAUGAUUGGAUUAACUGGUAUUUUUCCUCUUUUGGUCAUCCCCAUAGAAGAAGGUGCUGAUAUAAAAACUGGAGAUAGCUCUGGUACGCUGAAAAUAUUACUGAGCUUUGCAGUUGGUGGUCUUCUUGGCGAUAUCUUUUUGCAUUUGUUACCAGAAGCAUGGAAGACCGGCUCUUUGAACAAAGCAACGGAUGCUGUUCAUCCGACUCCUGGUCUAUGGAUACUAGGAGGCUUUCUGAUAUUCGUUAUAGCGGAAAAGCUAUUUGCCUUCGAACAAGAAGCUGAAAGCGAAGAUAUUUCUGCGAACAAUGCGAAUUUGACCGAUAAAAUUAGUGAUGAAACUGAAAAAAAAAUAGAGAAUAACAAUUGUAUCAAUUUGAUUGAAAGUAAUUCAAAGAAUGGUUUCUCAAAACAAUUUAUCAAUGACUUUUCAAAAAUUAUUAAUGAGGUACAGCCCUUCUUGGAAAAGAAGAACGGAUACUCUCAAUUGCCAAACGGUUACAAAGAUAUACACAAGAAUGGCUUUGUUACUAAUGGCAUCAAGCCAAUAUUAAUGUGCGACAAACUAUCAAAUACUCUGAAAGGUUUGCCAUUAGACGAAGCAAAAGAUUGUUUGAAGAAACUUGCAAAAACUAAUGGUUUUUCAACUGAUCUGUUAAAAGAUUGCUCUAAGAAAGAUAAUCCAGACAACGUUUCUGACGAUAAACAGACUGUUAAAAAGGAAAAGCCGAAACAUAUAACAGGCUAUCUUAAUUUGAUAGCCAAUAUUAUAGAUAAUUUUACUCAUGGAUUGGCUGUGGGUGGUUCUUUCCUUGUAUCUUUUCGUUUAGGUGUUCUCACUACGUUUGCUAUUCUCAUACAUGAGAUUCCUCACGAGAUCGGCGAUUUUGCGAUUCUAUUACGCAGUGGAUUCAAUAAAUGGGAUGCUGCGCGGGCGCAGCUUCUUACUGCUAGUGGUGGUAUUUUUGGGGCCAUGUCAGCUGUAUUUUUUUCUGGUAGCGAAGUUGGAGCAAAAACGAAUUGGAUAUUACCUUUCACUGCGGGUGGUUUUCUACAUAUCGGCAUGGUGACCAUUCUACCUGAACUGCUUAAAGAAACUAGUCCUAAAGAAUCUUUGAAACAAUUAGUCGCAUUAGUUUUUGGUAUUAUCAUUAUGGCAAUUUUAACAAUUUUUUGCGACUAAUAAGUUAUUUCUUUUUGCAAUAAAGUUAGUAAUUUGUUGAUGUAUAUCGUCACGUAUCGAGUAUAAUUUUUUUUUUAUAUAUUAAUGUCUCUUGAUACGUGUACGAACAAAUAAUUAAAAUUUGCCAUAGAAAAUUUUGUCAUGUAAUACUUAUUGCUCAAUCGUGGUGCAUCUACACCGAAAAAUGGUAGAGACGAGGAAUGACGGUUAAUGAUUAACCAAAUUCCUGUAUAAAUUACUCAAUUUUUGUACUGAGUUUAGUUUGAAACAGCACUUCAUAAUUAUAUAUAUAUUCAGAACGCAAUUACUAUUUUUACAUUUUAUCUAAUUGUUAUGUUUAAAUUGCUCUUUAGAAAACUUUUCUUUAGGAAUUGCAUUUCGUUUUCAUGUCAGUAAUUUACAUCUUUGAAUAUUGAUUACAAUAGUAAUAUUAGUUACAAUAGUAAUAUUAGUUACAAUAGUUAACAUUAUUUUUUUAAUAGUAAAAAACAUUUAAAAAAAAAAUCUGAAUUAUUUUUAUAUACUUCAAUUGUUUAUUAGUAAUUUGAUAUUAUCGAAUUAUAUUGUUAUAUCAAAAAUUACUGUUAUAAACUUGACAUAGUUUAUACGUGAAUAUACGUAUGUUCCUCCGUAAACUAUCGAAAACAUGUUAUAUAAAACGUCAUUCCGUUUCUAUAUCAACUUACUUUGCACUUAAACUUUGUUAUUUAGGCGUUACUGUAAAACCAGUAUUUACUUUCAUGUUGUAAAACAGAUCAUCAUGUACAUAAUGUUUAUGCUUCCUUGUUUACUGUUAAAAAAAAUCUUGAAAUUCCAAAAAAAUUUUGUAAAUUACGCACAGAAAGAUAAAUGUAUUUUCGGAUACAUGUAUCGGUUUGUACGAUACGUGCAUUCUAACAAAUGUAUAUUUUAUGUUCCUACAAUAUUGUAAAUAAUAUAUUGCAUUCUCUAUCAUCUUAUUAUAAAAGCAACAAAAAACAUAUUCUUAAAGAUAUAUAUAUAUAUAUAAAAGUUUGUAUAUCAAAUCACAACAGAAACAAUAUGCAACAAAUAUUAUGUAAAAUCUGUAAAAUUGGUAUGUAGAUAUAGCGUCACUGUAUUUAAUAAAAUUUGAGAAAUUAAAGGCAAGUAUUUUAGAGGAAUUCGCGAAUUAGAUUAGAUAUUAAAUCGAAGGAGAUUCCAUCUUAUUCUCCGUAAAUUUAUAUAUUAUUUAAGGAUUUUAUAUAUCGAGCAAAAUAAACGCAAUCCUUGUACUUAAAGGAUUAUUCUUUCACAACAAAACACUUGAUAGUGUUUUUUUUAAGCACGUGUAAAUAGAAAUUCGGAACGUAUGAAACUAGUUCAACCGGCAACUAGUUUAAACGAUUCGGCAAGUAUAUUUUCUAUAAACUAUGACUACACGAGAGGAAAUCGUUCAUAUGUAAUCAUUAUUAUUUGUAAAUAAAGUAUUUUAUUCUAUAUAA